Messenger RNA from Bipolaris zeicola 26-R-13, 513 nucleotides. RefSeq lists its product as uncharacterized. The record is from RefSeq and is a predicted model, not a curated record. Bases 1 to 513 code for a protein of 170 amino acids. Lineage: Eukaryota; Fungi; Ascomycota; Dothideomycetes; Pleosporales; Pleosporaceae. The transcript is spliced from 4 exons.
AUGAGUCUACCCGGGAUUGGACACUCCUUCACCGGCCACUCAACGCCCUUCUCCGACACUGUCAAUGGCCGCCCAGACAGGUGGUGUGCCCACAGCAACGACCGAGUUGGUCUCGUGACGCGGCACACCACGCGCGCAAUACAACGGGUGCUACGUCGUAAAAUACACUUUUUCUUCCUGUUGCCGAUCGUCACAUCGCCAGUGACAGUUCCUACCGCAGCCUCGACCAGCAUGGGGGCUCAGAUAGCUUGUCAAGACGUGGGGUGUGUUGAAGAGAGGAGUCCUUGCGCCCGCGGCUGGCCGUUUGGACGCCGCCACGCUUCGGGCUGCUCAGCCAUUUUGGAGAGUGGGCGAAUCACGCUGCAUGCGCAGUCCAAAGACGUGAUGGCUCGCCGUGCUGCCUCUGUCGCGUUCGAGCCAACACCAGCGCGCAUAUCAGCCGGGUGCCUGGGCCCGGCAGUGACAUCCUUGUCCCCAGUCCCGCCUCUGGGUCCGGCCGCGCUAGAGUGCUAG